GGCAGAAGCUGCCGCGCGGUUCCUGGGAGCGGAGCGCAGGUUCAGCGAAGGCGGGGAGCCGCCGGGUGAAACGAGGGGAGAGAUGUCGGAGAAAAACAGCGCGCUUCGAGGCGGUUAUCCUGGGAAUUAACCGAAAAAAAAAAAACCCCACACAUGCAUGUGCGAACCCGGUUUGUCCGUCGGAGGAGCGCUAAUAGCGAAGCUGUAGCCCUGCCGCGAAGCGAAACAACCAGCGGCGGUUGGAGCGGAGUGGGAGUUGGUGCGGCCGGCGUGACGUCAGAGCCGCCGGUGCUGCGAGUUCUCAGAAUAGACUUCUAGGAAACGGUAAAUUUUAAAAGCCAAGCCUUUACACUCUGUCCUUCACACAUCGGGAUCUCAUUCUGGCGACAACACACUCCAACACAGUGCUGCGGAGAGCUGAGCUUUACAGUAGAGCCGCUUUUAGGUCGUUUCUAUUAUAUUUUAUUGUUGUUUUCCUCUCCGCUGAUCAGUGUUAAGGACAGGACUGUUUGCGUGCGCGGAGCUCUUCGGGUUACAAUCGAGCUAUUCAUACAUGAAACCCAUGUCACCGCGGAUUGUUUGUUAGCCAGAUUUUUCUUUUUUUUCCUCCUUUUUCUUUAGAUAUAUUUUAGUCUCUGUAGGUUUUGGUUGUUUUCUGAAGAAAGUCCGACUGGAUUUUAGCCCAGAGGAGUGAAGAAAUAGCAUGAUUCUUUGUGUACCCGGUCCUGGAGCUCAUCUGCCCACUACCCCGUCCACUGAAUCCCCGCGGGGUAUGCGGGAAGGAAUUGUAACCCCCACUCCCUGCCUCCAAAGCACCAGUCCACGAUGGGACCCCACAAAAGAUCUGAGGGCCAUUACCAGCAACUUCUGCUACCUAGAAAAUUCAGGAUGGUACUGGGGAGCUGUGACUGCAGCCCAGGCCCACGCUGCUCUUCAGCAGGCAUCUGAAGGAGCCUUUUUGGUACGGGACAGCAGUCACCCUCUGUACAUGCUGACCCUGUCGGUCAGAACUGCCCGCGGCCCCACAAGCAUACGGAUCCAGUACAGCUGCGCCCAGUUUCUGCUCGACUCCAGCUCCCCGGCCAGACCCAGCCUGUCAUCCUUUCCCAACGUUCCCAGUCUGGUGCAGCACUACAUGGGACCAGAGAGAAAGGCAGAGGAGGGAAAAGUGGAGGAGGAGCCCCCUUCAAAAGCCUCUCAGCAGGGCAUCCAGGAGACCACAGUGGUACUAAAACUCAAGCAGGCUCUGUACAAGCCCCAAAGCCUCCCCUCUCUUCAGCACCUCACACGCCUCGUCAUUAACAGACAAACUGACUGUCCUGAUCAGCUACCACUCCCGAGGCCCCUGCUGCGUUACUUACAGGACUAUCCCUUCAAGGUCUGAGGGGGGGUGGAGGAGGAGAAGAAAGAGGAGGUUCACCGAAUCACUAUUAACAGCUGAAUCUCAGCUUACUUAAAGGAAAAAGAAAAAAAAACACUGUUAAGCGGGCCCUUUGUGCCCGUAAAAGACAUUGCUGCUUCAGCAGUUGGAGGCCAGUUGCAAAAAUACUGGACACAGGGUGAUGUUUUUGGUGACAAAAUGUGUACAAAUUCAGUUAAUACUGACGUGUCUGGUUUCAGACUUAAAUUGUUGAGGACUGGAUGUCGAAGCACCCCAGGAAAAAGGAAAAAAACAACAACAACAACAACAAAAACUUGUGAGAAACAUGAAGUACUGUACUCUGUUUUAUGAUGGAUGUGGAAAAUUGUCCAUAUCUUCCCCCCUCCCUCAUCAGUUCUGGAUGUAUAUAGUUUCCUGAGAAGUACACUGAUUACACUGAGACAUCUUUUAUGCCAUUUUAUUUUUGUUUUCUCAGUACAGCAUCUUUUUGUACCUUUUACAUGUGUACAUUUUUCUAUUAAAACCACCAGCUGGA
Messenger RNA from Oreochromis aureus, 1916 nucleotides. RefSeq names its product cytokine inducible SH2-containing protein. NCBI's taxonomy places the organism in Eukaryota, Metazoa, Chordata, Actinopteri, Cichliformes, Cichlidae. Gene Ontology annotation, biological process: phosphatidylinositol phosphate biosynthetic process; intracellular signal transduction. The record is from RefSeq and is a predicted model, not a curated record. The coding region runs from base 704 to 1384 and encodes 226 amino acids. The transcript has 3 exons. Gene Ontology annotation, molecular function: 1-phosphatidylinositol-3-kinase regulator activity. Gene Ontology annotation, cellular component: phosphatidylinositol 3-kinase complex.